CUCUCUCUCCUCAAAACGUUAAAGAACCUAUCGCAAUAUUCUAAAAACACACUAAUGGCAAAUAUGUAAAUAGAGCCCGUCAACAAGGUCAUUUUUUAUGAAAAAAAUAGAAGCAAAUUCAUAUUUCACAAGCAAACAAACACUAUCAAAGAGAUUAGUUGUGGACGAUAGAAAGAAGAUAGAUUCAUUUCAUUCACUUGAGAGCUUCGCCUGCAACAUACAUGGCGACAGCUUCAUCUAGGGUUUUUCUACUCUCUCGAUUCACCGACCUACCACCGUUAUACCACCACCAACCGCCGCCGUACUCUCACCACCUCCUCAGCCGCCCGCUGCCGCCGUCAUCCUUCUCCGCCAUCACCAAAAAACGUCACGGUUCCGUCGCCGUCGUCAGCUGCAUCUUCUCCGGCGUCGACGGCGGCGGAGUCUCCGACGACUUUGUGUCCACUCGACGCUCCGUUUCGUUCGACCGUGAAUUCUCCGUCAUCGCGAAUAUGUUGAAGAAGAUCGAGCCGUUGGAUACUUCCGUGAUUUCGAAAGGUGUUUCGGAUUCAGCCAAGGAUUCGAUGAAGCAGACUAUUUCGACGAUGUUAGGUUUGCUUCCGUCGGAUCAGUUUUCGGUUAUGGUUAGAGUUUCGAAAGGUCCUCUGGAUAGAUUGCUGUUCUCUUCGUUAAUCACAGGGUAUACUCUAUGGAAUGCGGAGUAUAGAAUCAUGUUAAUGAGGAACUUUGAAAUUUCUCCUUCUAAUGAUUCGAAAAGGCUAAAUCCUGGUGAGGAUAACGAACCUUCAGAGGAGAAGGUUGAGAAAAGUGAAUGUUCGUGCGAUAGUGUCAUGAUGGAGUGUUGUACAGAAGAAUCAGAGAGAUUAUCUCUUCAAAGUUGUUUGAGUGAUUUGGAUCCUGAAGCUCUGAAUUACAUCCAACAAUUGGAAUCAGAGUUAUCUAUUGCGAAGAAGGAACUGCAUGCUAGGAAGCAGGAAAAUAUGCAAAUAGAAGAUGCAAGAGAAAGUGACAACGAUCUUUUGAAAUAUUUGCGGUCAUUAGAUCCUGACAUGGUGAAUGAACUAUCCAGACCAUCUUCUUCAGAGGUUGAGGAAGUUAUACGAGAGCUUGUACAGUGUACAUCUAGAAGAUUCUUCAAGGAAGAGACUAUCUCUGAUUCAACCGGAGAUCCAGACAUAGGAAGCCAAGAAAUCUUCCCAAAUGAUAAUGACGACUUCUGUGACACCAUAGGGACUUCACGAGAUUACCUAGCAAAGCUGCUUUUCUGGUGUAUGCUAUUGGGUCAUCACUUGAGGGGCUUGGAGAACAGGUUGCAUCUAAGUUGUGCAGUGGGGUUGUUGUGAUAAAGCCAAAAAAAAGGUAGAAAGAUGUAUAUGAUUUUCUGUUUCACGAUUUUCUAUUUAUUGUUGGUACUUUAUUCGUAUUACAAGCAAGUCAUGAUUUCAAUGCCAUGUUCUUGGUUGUAUUAAAGCAUAUAAAUCGGUGUCAUCAUGUCAAAAUCUAGUGGUUGCAACAAUAGUUCCGACACCCUCCCCUCCUCCCUUUCGAGUUUCGACAAUUAGGUGUUGGAUAGUUAUUUUGGAGCCUAGGUGGUGUAUUAUUAUGCUUUCUAACACUAGGAAAACUCUGGUGGAAGAAACUUUUUUUUCUCAUAGUACAUGCAUUUUUUUUAUCCAUGUGACCCAGAGGUCACGUGUCCAAGUUGUGGAAACAAUCUCUAGAAGAAAGGUGGGGCGAAGUUAGCCCGACGCUUCCAUGACUCAACUUUGUGCACCGAGUUUCCUCUUUAAAUCUUGUAACUUAGAUGUGGCCCCGAUUUUGCUCUUUAUAUCUUGUAACUUAGAUGUGCCAACUAAAGGGCUUGAUGAGUAUUAUAGCAUUCACUUGUUUGAUUUCUAGCUUGGUUUUGAAAAUUGCUAGGCGCGCCAAGGUUCAAGGUGUCUUAGGAUUUUACAUUUGAAUUUGUUAGGUCUGUGUCAUCAUACACUUAAUAUUUAGAUAGUAACCUUUUAUAUAUGAUUUAAUAUGUAGGGGAAGGUUAAGAUAGAAGACCACUUUAUCGUGUGAAGCGUACGCAAGCAUCUCAACCGCACAUCUGACCUACCCUAGGCUUUCAAUUGAACGCGGUGGCACAAUAGUAAUUAACUUGACAUAAUUACGCACGGGUUGGGUUAAACCCUAAUUACGCACAUUAUUUGCAUAAUUACGCAUGUUAUUGCAUAGUUUCGCAUGUUAUAAAAAAUCAAAACCCGCAUGCCACCAAACAUGAAAAUUACGCAUGUUAAACUAAAAUUAUGCAUGUGUUGUUUCAACCCUAAUUACGCAUGUUGUAUCCAUAAUUAUUCACGUUAUCGGCUGGUCGUGUACGGUCGCAUACAUUAAGGGACUUUUGUAUUUUAAA
Helianthus annuus (common sunflower) is the source of this 2401-nucleotide messenger RNA. RefSeq lists its product as uncharacterized. Lineage: Eukaryota; Viridiplantae; Streptophyta; Magnoliopsida; Asterales; Asteraceae. Bases 222 to 1343 code for a protein of 373 amino acids. The transcript is spliced from 5 exons. The record is from RefSeq and is a predicted model, not a curated record.